CCGGUUAAGGGAAAAUGAUGCAUAAAACAAAUGAGCGAAAAAUACGCAUGUACAUUUAUGUAGAAAGCCGGGUAAGAAAAUAUGCCCCACGUUUUUUUUAUAUAUACUGACAUACGUGCGUACCUGCUGCAAUUUUUUUACUUUUUUAACUUGGGGGUCCCCAAUUUGUUCAAACUUCGUCGCCUUACAAAUUAUGAUUAUAACCCUUUUUGAGGAUUAUUGGACGAACGAACGUACUUCCCAUUGUGUCAACUCGCCGCGCUGUUUUUAUUUAUUCAUUUGCUUCCUUUUGCCCUCCAUUUGAAUGUACCAAAGGGAAAAAAAAACUGCCGCAAUUAAUGGCCCUUUCGAACUUUUAAAACAAAAAAAUGAGCAAUAAAAGGGCUAAAAAUAAACAGCUAAAGAGAAAGAAUGACGCGGGUGCGAGGAAGCAGAAAUUUGUCAAGUUUAGAAGAAUAAAGAAGAUUAAAUUUAAAGACGAAAAGAAAGUGUUCCUUCCGAAUGAGGACAAGGAAACGAAAGUGAAGACCCCAUCGAAAAGAAAACUUCGCACCUUAUACAAGAAAAAGGAGUUCAAAAAAAAACGGGACAACCAGACAAAUGAAUAUCUAACCUUGAAGAAAGAGCUGACCGCUCAGACAUUCGAUGAGCAGAGACGUUGCCUGUUUGCCAUCCGAAAUAACGUCGAGUGUAUUUCCUCCUCCCCCAGUGAAGUCCUUCAGAAACUCAAACUGACGGAGAAGUACCACGGCGUGCUCCUCAUCAACACGAAGGCAAACAUGAAAAAGCUAUUCCUGGUGAAGCAGUACGUAUGUUAUGGGUACAUACAAAAGUACACCCUGUACAGUUUGAUGGAAAAAAAAUUAUUUUUAAAAGACGGGAACGAAAUAAAACGAUGUGACUCCAAUAAAAUUGUAGAAAAGCUUUUUAGCAAAAAUGGGAUUUAUUCCUUUCCCUCAUUUUGCGAAUAUAUAUUUGAAUGCAAAAGUAACGCGGACCAAAUGAUGAAGGAACAGAUCGUUCCCUUUAACUUCUCCUACUUAAUUAGCGAAAUGACGUUCGAUUUUCUGCAAUUUAAAAAUGAGCUUGCCGGAUUUGUCAAGGAGGGAAUUAACGAAAUUCUGGAGAAGAUAAUUUGACCACGCCGCACCAUAGGGAUCAGUGUUUGCUUAAGUAGGUAGGUGGGGAGGGGUGUAUGAGAAGGGUACUCUCACCGUCUGCAGCACCGUCACCUCCAUCACUACUCCCCCACCACGUGUGUGCAAAAUGCUCGCCUGUAGGAUGACUGAACUGUCACCUUCACCAUUUGACACUCCUUUUUUUUAAAGUUAACUUUUUUUUUUUUUUUAAUUAAACCCACAUAAAAAAUGAAAUAAGCC
Messenger RNA from Plasmodium vivax (malaria parasite P. vivax), 1379 nucleotides. RefSeq names its product 60s ribosomal protein L7, putative. Gene Ontology annotation, molecular function: structural constituent of ribosome; RNA binding. Lineage: Eukaryota; Apicomplexa; Aconoidasida; Haemosporida; Plasmodiidae. The coding region runs from base 369 to 1139 and encodes 256 amino acids. The record is from RefSeq and is a predicted model, not a curated record. The transcript has 3 exons. Gene Ontology annotation, biological process: maturation of LSU-rRNA from tricistronic rRNA transcript (SSU-rRNA, 5.8S rRNA, LSU-rRNA). Gene Ontology annotation, cellular component: cytosolic large ribosomal subunit.